CACCCGUCGGGAUCACGUGCCCAUUUUAUGGGGAACUUUCUUCUCACCAUCGAGACAACUCCAUCAUGUCCUACCGACUCCUUGGGAUGACGUUAAAAAAUGAGCACAUUGCCCUGGGUGUGCUGCUCACUGCGGCUGGCAUUGGUGUCGGAGCGUCACGAAAGGAAACCAAGAAGCCCACCGCUGCUCCAGAAAAAGCGUCAAGUAUCGUCGACUCGGUGAAGACCACAUUCGGCUCGGAGGAUGAAGAGAAGUUGUAAGUCCUAUUUGUGCAUCAUCUAAUGGUUCUCUCACUAUAUGGUGCACCUAGCAUCCGUAAUUGGAUCGCCCAGGCGGAAAAAGAAGAUGCUAAACACUAAAACAUCUUUCG
Molecule: messenger RNA, 370 nt
Organism: Cantharellus anzutake
Lineage: Eukaryota; Fungi; Basidiomycota; Agaricomycetes; Cantharellales; Hydnaceae
Exons: 3
Coding region: 66-260 (64 amino acids)
Source: RefSeq, a predicted model, not a curated record